This is a messenger RNA of Penicillium vulpinum, 1125 nucleotides long. Its product is annotated as terpene synthase family protein. The record is from RefSeq and is a predicted model, not a curated record. NCBI's taxonomy places the organism in Eukaryota, Fungi, Ascomycota, Eurotiomycetes, Eurotiales, Aspergillaceae. The transcript has 3 exons. The coding region runs from base 1 to 1125 and encodes 374 amino acids.
AUGGCUACAUGCGAUUAUACCUUUCCACAGCACCAUGGGAUCGCCUCUCCUAAUGGUCGAAUUUACCUUCCAAUUAGGGUAGCAGGCCAUAUACCCGAUUAUAAGCGCCUCAACGAACAGCCUGUUAUCAAAUCAUGUGAAAUACCCCUGGGAAUACGCGAUGUAUCCCUCCAGCUCAAGAUUCCUCAUUACGACAUAGUUCCUAUCAAUCCAGCCCCUCCAUCGGCUGUCAUCUAUUCUCACGCUAAUUUCAAGUCUUCCAUCCAACCGGAGAAAGCUGGACAUACCAAGGACUUUUAUGAGAGAUGUUUUGCAGAAGCUGCUGCAAUUAACCUCCUUUUCCCCGACGUUCGAUCGGAGAGCAUCCGCAUAUGCAUGACUGCGUGGCUGGCUGCAAACUGCGCGGCAGAUGACAUACUUGAAGAAAUGACCCCAGCUGCCGCUGCACUUGCUUUGAAAGAGGCAAUCUUGAAACUGCAAGGAAAAAAGGCAAAUGUCUCUUUGACAAACAAGGUCGCGUCAAUCCUUUGCUUCUUCCAAGAAUAUUGCGUUCAGAAACUUGAACUCUGUGAAAGCACUGCGCGCGAGCUCAGCAAUGAUAUAUGCGAUAUGUGUGAGGGCCUGCUUGAAGAGCUCCUAUUUCGUCAGGGCAUUUUGCCCAACAACCUGGAAACCUAUCUGCAAUUCCGUGGUAAGACGAUGGGGAUUCAUCCAUUCUUCACCCUGAUCCGUACACUGCACCAACCAAUCGAGAGGGAAUAUCUCUCCAAGUUGCGAGAUCUCCAGAAUCGAAUUAGUCUUAUCCUAGGGCUGCAGAACGACCUUGUUGGCCUGGAGAAAGAUCGUCGGAAUGGCGAGACCAUGAAUGCAGUCUUGGUGUCAUUAAAGGAGCAAGCGGGGAUGGAUGUGGAUCACAUGAAUAAGCUAUUACCCAGGACUAUUCAGGAUGUGUGUGGUAUCCACAAUCUUUGUGUCUCAGAUGCAGUGGAGAUGCAUGAAGGACUAUACGCUUCCUUGAAUGGGGAUUCCCACGAGGCGAUUCUUGAGACUGCAAUUCUUGCCUUUGCAGACACACACCUGAAAUGGUGCGCAUCGUCUAAAAGGUAUCAGGCAAAGGUAGAAUAG